Dendroctonus ponderosae (mountain pine beetle) is the source of this 1754-nucleotide messenger RNA. RefSeq names its product tubulin beta chain. Lineage: Eukaryota; Metazoa; Arthropoda; Insecta; Coleoptera; Curculionidae. Gene Ontology annotation, biological process: mitotic cell cycle; microtubule cytoskeleton organization. Gene Ontology annotation, cellular component: microtubule; cytoplasm. Gene Ontology annotation, molecular function: GTP binding; structural constituent of cytoskeleton; GTPase activity. The record is from RefSeq and is a predicted model, not a curated record.
CUAUAAAAACUCAGUUUAAGAUCGAAAUCCUUACUGACCAUCCUGUAUAUUUGCAAAAAAACGUUGUCAAAUUCAAGUGACAUCAACAAAAAAAGAGUAAAAAUUAAAAACUAUAAAAAUUCCAGUGAAACUGCAUCAAUAUGCGAGAAAUAGUGCACAUUCAAAUCGGCCAGGCAGGCAACAACAUCGGGAACAAAUUUUGGGAAGUUGUAUCUGAUGAACAUGGAGUGGACCCAACAGGGCACUGGCACGGAGACUCCGAUUUGCAGCUGGAAAGAAUCAAUGUCUACUAUAAUGAAGCUGCUGGUGGUCGAUUCGUACCAAGAGCCGUCUUGGUCGAUCUGGAGGCCAGUACGAUGGAUAAUGUCAGAUCUGGGCCAUUUGGAAGGCUUUUUAGUCCAGAUUCGUUCGUUUUUGGGCAAGGUGGUGCGGGUAAUAACUGGGCUAAAGGAAUGUACACCGAAGGUGCCGAGUUGGCAGACAGUGUUCUGGACGUUGUACGGAAAGAAGCUGAAGGCUGCGAUUUACUCCAAGGUUUUCAAAUAGUUCAUUCUAUUGGCGGUGGUACCGGUGGCGGUCUAGGUUGUUUGUUAUUGGAUAAAAUUCGAGAGGAGUACCCUGAUCGCAUAAUCAGCACUUUUACCAUCAUUCCCAGCCCCAAAGUGUCCGAUACUGUUGUGGAGCCUUACAAUGCUACUAUGUCCAUUGCUCAUUUGGUAGAGAAUUCCGAUGAAACUUACAUAAUAGAUAACGAAGCUUUGCACGACAUCUGCUUUCGCACCUUGAAGCUUUCCACUCCCAGUUUAGCCGAUCUGAAUCACCUUAUUUCGGCUGUUAUGGCUGGAGUAACCACGUGCAUUCGAUUUCCUGGACAGCUGAACGCCGAUCUGCGGAAGAUCCAGGUCAACAUGGUGCCAUUUCCAAGACUUCACUUCUUCAUACCCGGAUUUGCUCCACUAUUUUCCAGAGGAAACAGACCGUAUAAAGCUUCAACAGUUCCGGAACUGGUCAUGCAGCUUUUCGAUGCCAAAAACCUGAUGUGCGCUUGUGAUCCAAGACGGGGAAAGUACUUAACGGUGGCCACAGUGUUUAGGGGCCGAAUGUCCACGAGGCAAGUAGAAGAACAAAUGGUUAACGUGCAGAACAAGAACAGCAGCUACUUUGUCGAAUGGAUACCGAAUAAUGUGAAGACGGCUGUGUGCGAUAUUCCUCCAAGGGGACUCAAGAUGUGCGCCACCUUCAUUGGCAAUAGCACAGCUAUCCAAGACUUGUUCAAAAGAAUCGGUGAAGCAUUUUCAGCGAUGUUUCGAAGAAAAGCCUUUCUGCACUGGUACACGGGCGAAGGAAUGGAAGAAACUGAGUUUACAGAAGCCGAGUCGAAUAUGAACGAUCUAAUUUCGGAGUAUCAACAGUAUGAAGCCGCUUCAAACGAUGAUGAAGACGAAAUUAAUGAUGAUGAUGGCUAUGAAGAUGACGAUGAACGCUGAGGAUAAAAAAAGCUUUAGGCUCAGUCUUCGAUUAUUUUCUCGACCGUUCUUUCGAUGCAAAUCAAGCAGCUGCAAACGAUGAAUAAGAAUAUUCAGCGUUCAGAGAACACGACGAUGAACGUUCGGAGGAAAGAAAAAUAAGCUAAAAGUUUCGUUCCUGAUUAUUUUCUAGAUUAAAUUUUCAGUUAUAGAACUUAUUAAAUUUUCCCAACAAAAAUGAAAUUAAAUCAGGUAAAAAUGCAAGCCGAUUGCUUGCAAAAAAUGCAA